Molecule: messenger RNA, 2591 nt
Organism: Linum tenue
Lineage: Eukaryota; Viridiplantae; Streptophyta; Magnoliopsida; Malpighiales; Linaceae
Source: the annotation of a GenBank genome assembly
UGGCAGUUCACUAGUUGAAUCCUCGUCGUCCUCGUCCAACCACCGACGCAGCGAUUCACAAUCAAUCAAAGUUCAAACCCCAAUUCAUACGCCAUCCCAAAUCUGGCGGUGGCCGGUGAGAGAGAUUGCGGUUAGGGCAUCGGAAGCUUUCCGCUGAAGAAAGAGAGCCCACUGCCCACCAACCAGCACCAGCCCGUCUCUCUCGCCGAGGUUUACUCUGCUUCAGCCGGCGCCAGACAGCGAUGGACAGAGCUUCCUCCGACGAAGACGACGAUCGCGAGAGCUUCCUAGAGCAGAAUGACCGGAAACAUCCCCAUCCCAUCCCUCACCAACCCUCAUCCUCUCCCCGCCGCUCCCCCUCCUCUUCUCUCCACGUCGAGGAUCUCCGCACCUUCGGCAAUGGCGUCCGGCGCCGGUUGUCCAAGAGGUACCUCUUCGCCGUCUUCCUCCCUCUCUUCAUCGUCCUCCUCUACUUCUCCACCGACUUCCGCACCCUCUUCUCUAACUCCAAAUUCCCCGUCCUCAAUCUCGAUCCCCUUUCCGAUCGGAUGCGCGAGUCCGAACUCCGGGCCCUCUACCUCCUCCACCAGCAGCAGAGCUCUCUCCUCUCCCUCUGGAACCAUUCUUCCAAUUCUUCAUCUUCGUCCAUCCAAUCCGCGCUCCUGCCCUUGAUUUCGCUCAACAAGCAGAUUGAACAGGUUCUAUUAUCCCCUCAUAACUCCCCCAUCAACAACACUACAUUGUCUUCAGAUUCCGAUCCAUCUGCCGUGGCUCCUGCUCGCUUCUCCAGCUGCCAGAGCCUCCACCGUCGCCUGCCGGACCGGAAAACCAUGGCCUGGAAGCCCCGGCCCGAUAAGUUCUUGUUUGCUAUUUGUUUGUCGGGCCAGAUGAGUAACCACUUGAUUUGCCUGGAGAAGCACAUGUUCUUCGCUGCUUUGCUCAAUAGGGUCUUGGUUUUCCCGAGCAAUCGAUUUGAUUAUCACUAUAGUAGAGUAUUGGAUAUCGACCACAUUAAUACUUGUCUUGGAAGCAAGCUUGUGCUCAACUUCGAAGAAUUCGAGGAGAUGAGGAAGGAUCGCCUGCGAAUUGAUAAGUUCAUAUGUUACUUCUCAGCCCCCACGCCUUGUUACGUCGACGAGGACCAUGUCAAGAAGUUGAAGGCCUUGGGGAUCUCUGUGGGGAGUAAGCUAGAGUCUCCUUGGAAAGAGGAUAUCAGGAAACCUGGUAAAAGGACUGCCCAGGAAGUGGUGGCCAAGUUCUCGUCUGAUGACGAUGUUAUCGCCAUUGGAGAUGUCUUCUACGCGGAUGUUGAGACGGAAUGGCUGAUGCAGCCCGGUGGCCCUCUGGCUCACAAAUGCAAGACCUUGAUUGAACCUAGUAGACUUAUCACGCUCACAGCCCAGCGUUUCAUCCAGACUUUCUUGGGGAACAAUUUCAUUGCUCUCCAUUUCCGGCGGCAUGGCUUUUUGAAGUUCUGCAAUGCCAAAAAGCCGAGUUGCUUUUACCCGGUUCCUCAAGCUGCCAGCUGCAUCGCUCGCGUGAUUGGAAAAGCAAAUGCACCAGUUAUCUAUCUUUCGACUGAUGCAGCAGAAAGUGAAACCAACUUGUUGCAGUCACUAGUGGUUGUGGAUGGGAAGACCAUACCAUUAGUUAAGCGACCUCCUCCUAAUGCAGCUGAAAAGUGGGAUGCUUUGUUAUAUAGACAUCACCUUGAGGAUGAUCCACAGGUGGAAGCUAUGCUGGAUAAGAGCAUAUGCGCCAUGUCAAGUGUAUUUAUUGGGGCAGCAGGAUCAACUUUCACGGAAGAUAUUCUAAGGCUUCGCAAGGACUGGGAUACUGGAUCAUCAUGCGAUGAAUACCUGUGCCAGGGUGAGCUCCCAAACUUCAUAGCAGAAGAUGAAUGAAAUGAAGAAGAAGACGAUGACGAGAAGACUCGAGGUUUGGGAAUUAGGGGAGAUGGAUUCAUUUCCUUACUUGCAUCCUUGAUUGUAGUUGGUUGGAGCGGAGCAGAGCAGCUGCUGGGAAACAAUGAACGAUGGAAUCCUUCUGUCAGUGUUUUCUGUCGUGGAGAUCCCUGCUGAGCCCGACUCUUGUGCCUGAGAUAGCUAGGGAGCAACCGAGCUGCUCCGUCCAUUCGUUCAUUCAUUCAUUCAUUCCUGAAGAUACUUGUAAGAAAGCAGCAGUUUGUAUCUUUAGCCGUUUUAUUAGUAUUAUGCAUACAGAAGCGGCGUUUUCUCGGCUCGGCUGUGCACAAAGGGAGUGCUUUAGAAGUUGAAGAAAUAAUACAUAUACAAGUUACAACAGCGGAAUUUGGAGGUUAUACUUCUUGGUUUUGAUGCACAACACGAGAAAGGAAUUCGUUGGAUCGAUUGCUGUGGAAAUACAAUAAACUUUAGUUAGUAACUCUGCUACUUUUGCUCCUCUUCCAAUCCUUAAGAGGGGACUGGAACCAUGAUUGUCAAUGGGCGACUUUGUCCAUCGUCUUCCCUGAUCGCAUUAUCCUAAAAUGUGUGGUUUUAUUCUUUUUUCUUGUCAUAAAAAAUCGCACUCUAAAAAAAUAAAAUUGCACUCGGUCAAAAAAAAUCGCAAAU